Saitoella complicata NRRL Y-17804 is the source of this 1491-nucleotide messenger RNA. RefSeq names its product cytochrome P450. The record is from RefSeq and is a predicted model, not a curated record. The transcript has a single exon. The coding region runs from base 13 to 1491 and encodes 492 amino acids. Lineage: Eukaryota; Fungi; Ascomycota; Saitoellomycetes; Saitoellales; Saitoellaceae. Gene Ontology annotation, molecular function: oxidoreductase activity, acting on paired donors, with incorporation or reduction of molecular oxygen; iron ion binding; heme binding.
CCUACCAUCACAAUGAUCAUCUGGAUCCUCUUCACCCUCCUCCUCCUGGUUUACCUCUACCCAAACCGCGCAAUCUUCACCAAAGCCCGCCCCGACCUCCCCGGUCGCCGCGGUUUCCCACUCAUCGGACACCUCCCUUAUGCCUUUUCCUACGCCCACAAACCCCACGAAAGCGAACUCGAAGGGUGCCGUGAAUAUGGCCCUGUCUGGUCUGGCACGUUACCGUUCAUCGGACGGAUCAUCACGUUCGUCGCCCCGGAUAGUGUGGAGCAUUUGGUGAAGACGAACAUCGGGAAUUAUGUUCGAGGGAGCUUGUUUAAAAGGAUGAUGAAUGAGAUUCUAGGGGAGGGGAUUUUCAAUUCGGAUGGGGAGCAGUGGAGGUGGCAGAGGAAGGUUGCGGCGCAAGUGUUUAUGGAUAAGAGGUUCAAGAUGAUCACAGCAAAUACCUUUGCGUGGCAAACCCAGAAGUUCAUCCAUCUCAUUCAGAUGAAUCAAGACAAAGCCCUCGACGUCCAAGACCUCUUCUACCGCUUUACCCUCGAGAACUUCGGACAAGUCGCUUUCACCUCGAGCUUCGGCUGCUUGGACAGCAUCUCCUCCUCCGUCCCCUUCGCAGAUGCCUUAUCCUUCGUACAGCAAUACUCCGUUCUCCGUUUUAACACCCCCCUUUUCUGGCUCCACGAAUGGCUCAAACCCUCCUACUGGCGUUUCUGCCGCGACCUCCGCAUCAUGAACGAUUACGCCUAUUCCAUCAUCCGCUCCCGUCGCUCCUCCACAUGCCCAACACCCAUCCGUCCAGACCUUUUGUCAUUAUUUAUGGACUACCGGGACGAAGAUGAGAAAGAAUUGAGUGAUAAAUAUCUCCGCGACAUCAUCCUCAACUUCAUCUUCGCAGGCCGCGACACAACCGCCCAACUCCUCUCCUGGACCACGCACAACCUCCUCGCGAACCCCUCCGCACUCAGCCAACUCCGCUCUGAAACCGUUUCGCUGCCACCCAUAUCUGAGGACACAUUACACCUCCACACGUACGCUCACGCAGUGUUGUAUGAGACACUUCGGCUCUACCCCUCCGUUCCCACGAACAUCCGCUGUACCCUAAAACGAGACCACAUCCCCUGCGAAGGCCAAUCAAUCCUCGUCGAACCCGGUACGAUCGUGCAAUGGAGUACAUACGUCAUGAAUCGCCGUCCCGAACUCUGGGGCCCAGACUCCCUCACCUUCAACCCCUCCCGCUUCAUCGACCCAAACGGAAAACUCAUCCACGUGUCACCGUUCAAGUUUCCAGUUUUCAAUGCGGGCCCGAGGACGUGUUUGGGGAAAGGGUUUGCAGAGCAGGAGGCUGUUAUGGUAUUGGUACCGUUGUUGCAACAUUUUGAAAUUUCUCGUGCCAGUGAAAUCCAACGCGAGGAGGAGGUUCGGUAUGAAGUCUCCAUCACGCUUCCCAUCCGCCACGGGCUCUGGGUCAAAUUCAAGGAGAGGACACAGUAG